This is a messenger RNA of Thelazia callipaeda (thelaziosis nematode), 447 nucleotides long. The record is from the annotation of a GenBank genome assembly. NCBI's taxonomy places the organism in Eukaryota, Metazoa, Nematoda, Chromadorea, Rhabditida, Thelaziidae.
AUGAUAUUUUUUAAGCAAUCUAAAAAAAUACUAGAAUAUAAAAUAAUUUCAGAACUUUUCAAGUUAUUUUUUUUAGAACAACUGGAACGUGUAGAAGGUGGUUUGGAUACAAUUAAUCAAGAUAUGCGUGAAGCAGAAGAGCAUCUGAAAGGAAUGGAAAAAUGUUGUGGUUUGUGUACACUGCCGUUUUGCAAAAAUAACAUAAUAAUUUUCCUUAAACUAGCAAAACAUUAUAGAAUAACAAACGAUGCACGAGAAGAUGAAAUGGAUGAAAAUGUACAACAAGUUUCUACUAUGGUUGGUAAUUUACGUAAUAUGGCAAUUGAUAUGAGUACAGAAGUUAGCAAUCAAAACAGACAACUAGAUCGUAUUCAUGAGAAGACGCAAUCGAACGAAGUGCGCGUAGAAUCAGCUAAUAAACGGGCUAAUAAGCUCAUCACAAAAUAA